Molecule: messenger RNA, 2278 nt
Organism: Closterium sp. NIES-67
Lineage: Eukaryota; Viridiplantae; Streptophyta; Zygnematophyceae; Desmidiales; Closteriaceae
Source: the annotation of a GenBank genome assembly
AUUUCUGACCGUUUCGCAUCGCCUGAUUCUUCUUCUGCUACUUCUGACGCCAAGCCAUGGCUGCCGCCAACAGCAGCGUCACUGUGUCUGCUCCCCUGCACGUCUCCUCCUCCACCGGACAAUCGCCUCUCGCAUCUCUCGCGGCUCCCUUGCCCGCCGCUCACCCCGCGGGCCUCUCCUCCUUGUCGUCCCUCGCCGCGUCCCGCGGCUCCUCGCGUCUGCCCGUCCCUGCCCGCUCCGCGCCGCACCAACCCCGUUCGUCUCGCUGCCGCACGGCCGUACGCGUUAUGGCGAGCCAAAGCGAGAGGCGAGCGCUCAUUUCUGUCUCCGAUAAGACGGGACUCGAUACACUCGCCAAGGGCCUGCUGGAUCUCGGGUUCACGCUGGUGUCGACGGGCGGCACGGCGAGGGCCAUCGAGGAGGCGGGGCUGCCCGUCACGAAAGUGGAACAGAUCACCAACUUCCCCGAAAUGCUGGACGGCCGUGUGAAGACGCUGCAUCCAGCCGUGCACGGGGGCAUUCUGGCUCGGCGUGCCGUGCCCUCGCACAUGGACGCGCUCGCCACGCACGGCAUCGGCCCCAUCGACGUGGUGGCGGUGAACCUGUACCCUUUCGUGGCCACCGUGACAGCAGCUGGCGGCACGUCGUUCGAGAAUGGCGUGGAGAACAUCGACAUCGGCGGGCCGUCCAUGAUCCGCGCUGCCGCUAAGAACCACGAGAAUGUGUGGGUGGUGGUGGACCCCGCCGACUACUCACCGCUGCUCGCCGCGCUGAGAGGGGAGAAGGAGGGCGCAGAGGGCGAGGCGGACAUGCGGCGGCGGCUGGCGUGGAAGGCGUUUCAACACACGGCGUCGUACGACGCUGCUGUGGCGGAGUGGCUGUGGCCGCACGCCCACACCGAGACCGAUGCAUUCACCCCCCCGCCCGCCCUGUCGGUGCCCCUGGCCCUGGCGUCUGUGCUGCGGUACGGCGAGAACCCGCACCAGCGGGCUGCCUUCUACACGGAUGAGUCGCUGGGGGAGCGCGGCAAGGGCGGCAUCGGCACCGCCGUGCAGCACCAUGGGAAGGAGAUGUCCUACAACAACUAUCUGGAUGCAGACGCGGCGUGGCAGUGUGUGUGGGAGAUGCCCACCCCGGCCUGCGUCAUCGUCAAGCACACCAACCCCUGCGGCGCCGCCACCGUCAUGCUCCCCGCCUCCGCCCCUGCGGACGAGCAAGAGGCAUCUCUGCUUGAAGCCUACCGUGCAGCCGUGCGAGCCGACCCCGUGAGUGCGUUUGGCGGCAUCGUGGCGUUCAACACGCCCGUCACCGCAGCGCUGGCACGCGAGCUGAGGGAGUUCCGGUCGCCGACGGACGGCGAGACGCGCAUGUUCUACGAGAUCGUGGUGGCGCCGGAGUACACGGAGGAGGGGCUCGCCGUGCUCAAGGGCAAGAGCAAGGCGCUCCGGAUCUUAGAGGCGAAGCCGAGCAGCAAGGGCAGGCGGUCGCUGCGCCAGGUGGGCGGCGGGUGGCUGCUGCAGGACUCGGAUGACAUCGAUGCCAGUGAGCUCACGCUCACCGUGGUCACCAAGAAGCAGCCGACAGACCAAGACCUUGAGAACGCGCGGUUCGCGUGGCGUGUGGUGAAGCACGUGAAGAGCAACGCCAUCACCAUCGCCAAGGACGGGCGGCUGCUGGGCAUGGGCAGCGGGCAGCCGAACCGGGUGAAGAGUGGGCAGAUAGCGCUGGAGAAGGCGGGAGAGGAGGCCAAGGGCGCUGCUGUCGCCAGCGAUGCCUUCUUUCCCUUCGCGUGGGGCGAUGCGGUGGAGGCGGCAUGCCAGGCGGGCGUGGCGGUGAUCAUCCAGCCGGGCGGCAGCGUGCGCGACCAGGACGCCAUCGACUGCUGCAACAAGUACGGAGUGGCCAUGGUGUUCACCAACGUGCGCCACUUCCGCCACUAGCGCCUCUGCUCCACGCCCCAUGGUGUUGCGGGCGAUGCGGCGCUCUGUGCUGCUAGACUUGCAGGAAAACAGCAACUUGAGGAACUCGCCAGUUGCUGCUGGGUGCUUUCGUCCCGAUAGUAAAUGGAUGAAGAGGGGCUGUUGUGCUAGUCACUUGCGCAUUGGGCGUAAGGUUCUCCACUGCUUUGUUGUGCUCCCCCAGGGGAGAAAUAGUGCCAGUAGCUGUCAAACAGCUGUUAUUUUGGAUCCAGCAGAGGCAGCACAGGCAGGUGGAAGUACAGACUGGCAGCAUUACUAACAAUUGAUGUUGCCAUUGACAGGUGUUCUGUUCUGCCACU